AGCGGCAUAUGUAAUCAUGUUAUUUUACGAUUGCAGUAUCCAAAAUGAUAAAUGGUUAGCAGGACAGGUGUCAAACAUUUUCUACACGUGGCAAUAAGGAGCGGUUAGGUUAAGGUUAUAUCCAAAACAAAGAAAAUCGUACUUGAUCUGCUGCAUCCAGUUACAAUCUCUGCUCUGCUUCAAUGGAGUUUAAUUCGGCUGAUGAUGUCAGCGGCACAAAGAAGGAACCAGAAACAGUUGAAGACAAGGGCUCUGGUGAUGUGAAUAUGGAAGCUUCUAAUGAUGAUGAUGUAAUGAGGGCAGGGGGCUUUGGUGCUAGAGAUGAUAUAAGCAGUUUUCUUCCGGUUGCCAGUGACUCCACCGAUUUCGAAGCGUCUUUACGCGAUGCUCGACAGUAUGAAGAGCCUCAGAAGGAUGUUUGUAGACCAGGGUUGGGAUGGAACAAGGAAGAUGUGAAGAAGAAGAAGAAGGAACAAGAUUAGCUUCUUUUGUGUGUGGAUUUUUUUUUUACUAUAAACUUGAAUGUAUGAUUGUAUGUUGAUGUGCAACAACUGCACUUUAUCCUCAUUUUCUUAUGUUUAUGUUUUGAUUCUGUGAAAGAAAAUGUUUUAUGUCAUUUGGAUAAACAUAACAAAAAUCCACCUGACCCUUUUUAACAUGUUACUUUUAUAA
Molecule: messenger RNA, 672 nt
Organism: Helianthus annuus (common sunflower)
Lineage: Eukaryota; Viridiplantae; Streptophyta; Magnoliopsida; Asterales; Asteraceae
Exons: 3
Coding region: 183-482 (99 amino acids)
Source: RefSeq, a predicted model, not a curated record